GGGCUUUAAAGAGGAGAGAGAGGGGAAGACAGUGGCGAGAUUUCAAUCAAGUCAACAACACAGAUCAAAUCACAACACAAGAGAAGACUUCAGUAGACUUUGGUCCCUCUCUUCUUACGAAAAUGGCGAAAGGGGACCCCAGGAAGCCCAAGGGCAAGAUGUCUGCUUAUGCCUAUUUCGUUCAGACUUGCCGAGAGGAGCACAAGAAGAAAAGUCCUGAGAUUCCGGUCAGCUUUUCGGAGUUCUCCAAAAGAUGCUCCGGAAGGUGGAAGGCGAUGACUGAUAAAGAGAAAUCCCGGUUUGAAGACAUGGCCAAACAAGAUAAGGUGCGUUAUGAUCAGGAGAUGAUGCAUUACAUGCCAGGAAAGAGAGGCAAAAAGAAGGAUCCCAAUGCCCCCAAGAGACCACCCUCUGGAUUUUUCCUGUUCUGCUCUGAACAUCGUCCUCAAAUCAAGGCUCAGUAUCCCAGCCUGGGCAUCGGAGAUGUGGCCAAAAAACUGGGCGAGAUGUGGAAUGGCCUCACAGAUGCUAACAAACAACCCUUCUUGAUGAAAGCCAACAAGCUGAAGGACAAGUACCAAAAGGAUGUUGCGGACUACAAGACGAAGAGCAAGGCCGGAGGUGUUUCCAUGGGCAUGGGGAUGCCAAUGGCUAACUGUAUGCCUCCCAAACCCAUGAUGAAGAGCAACAUGGACGAUGAAGAAGAUGACGAGGAAGACGAAGAAGAGGAAGAGGAUGAUGACGAAUAUGACGACGACGAAUAGACUCAUUUUUAUUUCUCUCAGUGUGUGUGCGUGUGUGUGUGUGUUACAAUUAUGAUACCUAUUUCCCCAGUAGAUACGGAAUACACUGGUGGUCUUUCAUAGCCCCGUUGUUGUUUUAAUAGAGGUGGAAUGUUUCGUGUGCUGUUGGUUAGAGACCGAAAAACCACCGUUUUUGACCUCCAGCUUCGUGUGUGUGUGAGAGCAUGUGAAGACCUCACUUCAUCACCGUAGCCCGGUGUCUUCCUAGCCCAUGUUUGUAUGCUUUUACCAAUUGUAUAACAAAAAGGCCUUCAAACAAGUAACACCAUACAUUUGUAAAUCCCUUCUAUUUUUCCUUUUCAGUUUAAGAGUGCGUAGCUCUGUAUAUGGUUGAGUAGAUAUCGUUUAUGAUUGUGGUGUGUUGCAUGUGGAAAGGUGUCAUAGUUUGGUAACUGUGCGCCGAUAUCAGACAUUUCAUGCUGAAGCCGUCAUUCUUGUCCAGUUUUAGGAAAAAAGAAAAUCAGUGCAAAAAAGAGCAGUUGCCACCAGCACGUUGGUUAGUUUUGUUGCAGGCGGGUGCGCUAUAUGUCGUUUAUUAUUAUUAGCACAUCCAAGAUCAGUAUAGGAAAGGUAUUUAUAUUAUCUUCCCUAUAAAUAUUAACUGUUGUGUGAUCUAGGAAUGCACUAUAUAUAUAUAUAUAUAUGUAUAAAAGUACAGAUUUGUGUAAAAUGUGGUCAAACGUUAGCGGAAAACAAGUAUGAGCACUCGUAAAAAAAGAAAUAUCUGAACAAAAAAAUUGGCCAAUGUUGAUUUGGUCGCUGAUAUAUCGUGCAUCUCUAGUUUGAUUCUCAUGUUUUGGUUGAAUAUAAAGUAAGACACAAUGCUGAUGAUAAAUCUGUACUUAUCUGUAUCUAUGAUUUUCAUUUUAUAUGUUUGAGGUUUGCAAUUAAAUUGAAACGUUUUUA
Molecule: messenger RNA, 1709 nt
Organism: Danio rerio (zebrafish)
Lineage: Eukaryota; Metazoa; Chordata; Actinopteri; Cypriniformes; Danionidae
Gene: hmgb3a
Product: high mobility group box 3a
Cellular component (GO): chromosome; nucleus
Molecular function (GO): DNA binding
Source: RefSeq, marked provisional